This is a messenger RNA of Xiphias gladius (swordfish), 728 nucleotides long. It is a transcript of the gene dmac1, whose product is annotated as distal membrane arm assembly component 1. The coding region runs from base 210 to 485 and encodes 91 amino acids. Lineage: Eukaryota; Metazoa; Chordata; Actinopteri; Istiophoriformes; Xiphiidae. The transcript is spliced from 2 exons. The record is from RefSeq and is a predicted model, not a curated record.
ACAAGCAUGAGCAAGACCUGUGGCCAACCUUCGAUGUAAAUCUUAUCUGCAUGUGGGCGACUGGUCUGAACAUUUGAGGGAAAAUUCCAAAAAGCAGGAAGAUCGGUUUUUUUUCCCCCCGUGUUUGUCUGUCCGCUCUUCUGAUGCCCCCAAACGUUUCUCGCCAGGGGGUGUACUAGCAUUAGCAUUAGCCCCCGCCCUGCACUACAAUGGCAACGGCACCAGAGGCACCAACAGGAGCAGCAGGUGCCCCGGUGUCUAAACCCAGUCAGAUGUUUAAGAGCUGCUGGAGCUGUCGGCUCAUCUCCGGUGGUGGUCUGAUCCUGUCCGGCGCCUAUGUGUUCAUGGCGGCCCGGAAGGUGAUGCGACAAGGCGGACCUACCUCCAUGGGCACAGUGGCACAGAUUACAUUCGCUGCAAGUUUGGCCGCGUGGGGAAUCGUUGUCAUCGCCGACCCGGUGGGAAAAGCGCAGAAGAAGACGUGAGGACUGUUGAUUCAGUAGAUGUGAUGAAGUAGUUCAAGAGCUGAGGGGAGGAACAUUCACCCGACGAUCAUGACAGCAGGCCAAAGGCGCUGCUCCCGAAGAACAGCAGAAAAAGUGUGUUAGUCUCAUGCACAACCAUGAGUCCAUUUUUGUUGCCAUUGUGUGUGUGGAAGGACAGUAAGCUAUUGACUGCUUCAAUUAAAACGGAGAGAUCCUAAAUGUGACUAAAGAUGCUAUUUUAAA